This is a messenger RNA of Pistacia vera, 4810 nucleotides long. Its product is annotated as F-box protein At3g54460. The transcript has 11 exons. The coding region runs from base 169 to 4209 and encodes 1346 amino acids. The record is from RefSeq and is a predicted model, not a curated record. Gene Ontology annotation, molecular function: ATP binding; ATP-dependent chromatin remodeler activity; zinc ion binding. NCBI's taxonomy places the organism in Eukaryota, Viridiplantae, Streptophyta, Magnoliopsida, Sapindales, Anacardiaceae.
UCACCCAAUAACCUUACCACGAACCACGUGAUCCACAAAACAUAACUGAAACGUAAGAAAAACUGUAUCGUAACUACCUAAACCAUUACGAGAAAAGCCCUCCUCUCUCCGGUGCGCUUUCUUCAUCUUCAGGCCGUUUAAAUUCGAAACCCUAAUUUCGCCAAUCCAAUGGACCACACGUCAUCGUUUUCUGACCACAAACUAUGCGGUUACCUCUGUGCAGUUCUCACAGUUGAUUCCCCUCGCUCUAACCUCAAACAAACCAUACCUUUCAACACUCCAUGUCACAUCUUCUAUGACGGAUCUGAAACGGGUUUCAGAUCCGAAAACGGCGUAGUUUUCUCCCUAGUUGACACCAAACUUCCCGAGCACGGCGGCAUUUCGAAGGGGAAUUCGAGUGCAGGUUCAAAUCGGAGGCUGAGGAGGAUGGGAUUAGUUAAUGGGAGCAUGAGUGUGGUGCACCAGCUGCAGUCGUUGGUGAAUCAGAAGUGUGUGAAGAUCGACGCGCGAGUGAUGCGUGUGGAGAUUGGAGAAAAUCAGGAAGCCAGAGCUGUCGUGCUUGUGGAUGUGUAUUUGCCGAUUGCCGUGUGGUCCGGUUGGCAGUUUCCGAAGUCCGGCUCGGUUGCCGGUGCUAUGUUCAGACAUUUGAGUUGUGAUUGGGCGCAUAGAAAGGCAAUGCUUGUUGAUAGUGGUGAAUAUUGUAAAGAUUCAAAUGGAAGUAGAAUUUGGAAUAUUUCUGAUUGCCAUGUUCUCCACUGCAAUUUGCACUGUGGUGCCCAGGAUUCCUCUAAGAAAAGGCUUUUUGAACUGCAUGAAGUUUUUAAGAGCUUGCCUAGUGUAUCAAAUAGGGGUAAGCUUGAUUCUUCUAGAGUAAAACCAGAGGUUGAUUCUUGCAGCUCUGGCAUGUCAGAUGUGACAAAUGAUAUUCUGCUUUCUAUACUAACUCGGCUUGGUCCAAUGGACCUGGUCAAGGUUGCUGCAACUUGUCGCCAUUUAAGAACCUUAGCUGCAUCAAUUAUGCCAUGUAUGAAACUCAGGCUUUUUCCUCAUCAGCAGGCUGCAGUUGAGUGGAUGUUGCACCGGGAGCGGAAUUCUGAAGUUCUCCAACAUCCUCUGUACAUGGAUUUCUUGACUGAAGAUGGGUUUCCUUUCUAUGUUAAUGCUGUUUCUGGUGAUAUAGUUACUGCUUUAGUCCCCACUAUCAGAGAUUUUCGUGGGGGAAUGUUCUGUGAUGAACCUGGACUAGGUAAGACUAUAACUGCUCUUUCUCUUAUUCUGAAGACGCAAGGAACACUGGCUGACCCUCCAGAUGGAGUUCAAAUUAUCUGGUGCACUCAUAAUGGUGACAAGAGGUGUGGGUAUUAUGACCUUAGUGGUGAUAAAUUCACCUGUAACAAUAUGUUUGUAGGGAAAAGACUUGUGUAUCAGAAUGCUUGCAGGGGAAAAUUUUCUUUAGAUAAAUUUACUUCCAUGGAAGAUUUAAAAUACCCAUUCCCUAAAAGACCUAGGUUAAUGGAUCCAGGCAAGCAAAUUGAGAGAGUUGGUUCUUUUCCUGGUAUAGUAAUGAAUACACCAUCAGAUGCAAACUCUGAACCUGCUUCGCGUUUAGUUAGGUGCACAAGGAGCUUGGGUCGAAUAAGGAAGAACCUUUUUCAUGCUUAUGAUGUAGAGUCUAGUUAUUCUGACUAUAGCAGGACUAAAACAAAGUCAUCCACAAAGAAGCGUGCUAAUCACCCUAACCAUGUCUCUCAGAGAUCUCAAAUUGGUUUAUCAUAUCUAGUGUCGAACAAUUGCAAGAGGGCUGACAAGGCUAAUGCUGACCAUUUUGUAUUUAAUGAAACUUGGGUUCAGUGUGAUGCCUGUCAUAAGUGGAGAAAGGUUGAAGAUGCAAGUGUUACUGAUGCUACAGCAGCAUGGUUUUGUAGUAUGAACACAGACCUUACACAUCAGAGUUGUAGGGAUCCAGAAGAAGCUUGGGAUAAUUGCCAGUCUAUCACAUACCUGCCAGGAUUUCACAUUAAAGGAACUUCUGGCGGAAAAAAGCAAAAUGUGUCAUUUUUUAUCAGUGUGCUUAAGGAACACUAUGCCCUGAUAAAUUCUAAAACUAAGAAAGCGUUAACUUGGCUGACUAAACUUUCUCCAGAAAAACUUGCUGAAAUGGAAACAAUUGGUUUGACAAGUCCAAUUUUAGGUGAGGGAGAUGCCCAAGGGUUCCGUAAAAUAUUUCAAGCAUUUGGUCUUGUGAGGAGAAUGGAAAAGGGUACUAGUAGGUGGUAUUAUCCACGGACUCUUGAAAACUUGGCAUUUGAUUUGGAUGCUCUUAGAAUUGCUCUCUGUGAACCACUAGAUUCGGUCAGGUUAUAUUUAUCAAGGGCAACUCUAGUGGUUGUUCCUCCUUAUUUAGUUGACCACUGGAAAACCCAAAUCCAGAAACAUGUCAGACCUGGACAGUUGCGGCUUUUUGUUUGGACUGAUCAUAAAAAGCCUUCUGCUCACAGUCUAGCUUGGGACUAUGAUAUUGUUAUCACUACCUUUAACCGUUUAAGUGCAGAAUGGGGGCCCCGCAAGAAAAGUCCAAUGAUGCAAGUGCAUUGGCUUAGGGUCAUGUUAGAUGAAGGACACACCCUUGGGUCAAGUCUUAACUUGACAAACAAAUUGCAAAUGGCUGUUUCAUUGACUGCUUCAAAUCGUUGGCUAUUAACUGGAACCCCUACUCCAAACACUCCGAAUAGUCAGUUAUCUCAUCUUCAACCAAUGCUGAAGUUCCUUCAUGAAGAAGCAUAUGGAAAUAAUCAUAAGUCAUGGGAGGCUGGCAUUCUUAGGCCAUUUGAGCUAGAAAUGGAGGAGGGUCGAUCACGUUUGUUUCAGUUGCUCCAUAGGUGCAUGAUUAGUGCUAGAAAGAUAGAUUUGCAAACUAUUCCUCCAUGCAUCAAGGUGGUAACAUUUCUGGAUUUCAAUGAGGAGCAUGCAAAAAGCUAUAAUGAACUGGUAGUUACAGUACGACGCAAUAUAUUAAUGGCUGACUGGAAUGAUCCUUCCCAUGUUGAAAGUUUACUGAAUCCAAAGCAGUGGAAAUUUCGAAUUACUACCAUUAAGAAUGUGAGGUUAUCAUGCUGUGUAGCUGGACACAUUAAAGUAACAGAUGCUGGCGAGGAUAUUCAAGAAACAAUGGAUAUGUUAGUUGAAAAUGGUCUUGAUCCUGCUUCAGAGGAAUAUGCUUUCAUUAAAUAUAACCUCCUCUAUGGAGGUAACUGUCUCAGAUGCAAGGAAUGGUGCCGUCUACCAGUCAUUACCCCUUGUAGGCAUCUUUUGUGCCUUGGUUGUGUUGCAUUGGACAGCGAAAGGUGUACUUUCCCCGGCUGUGGUAACUUAUAUGAGAUGCAGUCUCCUGAAAUAUUAACCCGCCCUGAAAACCCCAACCCAAAGUGGCCUGUCCCAAAAGAUCUUAUUGAGUUACAACCUUCGUAUAGGCAGGAUGACUGGAAUCCUGAUUGGCAAUCAACUUCUAGCAGUAAAGUCACAUAUCUAGUAGAGAAGUUGAAAACAUUACAGGAGGUUGAUAGAGAGAGUGAUAAUCCUAUGGAUGAAGAUAAUUGCAUCAACCACGCCAAGGAGCUAGUUUGUCCACCUCAGAAGAGCAAUUUGAGUGUAUUGUUGGAGCAGGAUUCCUAUAGACCAAGUGUGGAGUCUUACAAGGCACUACCAGAGAAGGUUAUUAUAUUUUCUCAGUUUCUGGAGCAUAUACAUGUGAUUGAGCAGCAGUUAACAAUUGCUGGUAUCAAAUUUGCUGGUAUGUAUAGUCCGAUGCAUUCUAGCAACAAGAUUAAGUCACUGGCCACAUUCCAGCACGAUCAUAGCUGUCUGGCUCUUUUAAUGGAUGGAAGUGCUGCAUUGGGUCUUGAUUUGAGCUUUGUAACUCAUGUUUUUUUAAUGGAACCGAUCUGGGACAGAAGCAUGGAAGAACAAGUCAUUAGUCGUGCUCAUCGGAUGGGUGCUAGUCGUCCAAUUCACGUAGAAACUCUAGCAAUGCGUGGUACGAUUGAAGAACAAAUGCUGAAAUUCUUGCAGGAUACUGAUAAAUGUAGAAGAUUCUUGAAAGAAGAUUUUGGAAAACCUGAUCGUGAAGGGACACGUUCUCAUCGUACACUUCAUGAUUUAGCUGAGAGCAAUUAUUUGGCUCAGCUCAGUUUUGUGCGGACAAAUUCAUAAACAAAGGAAUUUAUACUCUAAGUUGGAAUCAAGUUGAAGGUUGGUCCUCUUCCUCAAAAAUUAAAGGGAAGGAGCUUCCAGUUCAAGUUCCAAGUUUUAAAUGGAAUACUUGGAUUUAAUCUGGGUUGUUUCCAAUCCCAGCCAUGGUGCCUUAAUUGAUUAGAAAAUCUGGUUGUUACACAGGAUCCAUUGUUCGUGGUGCUGUAAUCAGUAGUGGAUCACCAUCACGAAGGAGAAGGAAAAAGCGUGGACAGAAGGGAUAAAAUGGUACUUUCUACUCAACAAGCAGGGGACAAGUGGCAUCCUUGGAAGGACAGGUGGCAUCCUUGGAUUGGAAUGGGAAUAAUUCUGUUAGAAUGAAGUUGGGCGUAAAAAGGGUGACAGGGGAUAUUUGUGGGGUAUUAGAGAAAAAGGGGAAAUUGGGACUGGGGAGGUACUGGCCCUCGAAGCCAGCAGAUUAUUGUUUUUGUGUUCUUCGUCUGUUGUGGAAAAUCAGCCUUGUUAUUCUCUAUUCAUCUUUUCUUUUACAUUUUUGAUACUCUUGAGAAAGUUGUACUGAACCCUUGAUUAUUAAUACACUUAUUGAGAAUAUUCAGAUUGA